Molecule: messenger RNA, 624 nt
Organism: Effrenium voratum
Lineage: Eukaryota; Dinophyceae; Suessiales; Symbiodiniaceae
Source: the annotation of a GenBank genome assembly
AUGCUCGAAGCCGCGCAGCUCUGGGGUUUGCUGCCGCCGGGUGAGCUGCGCCUCGCCGCGCCGCUCUGCCGGCCCUCGGAGAACUCCGCCGCGUGGCGACUGGGCAGCGACCGCGACGAAGGCCUGCCGGCCACCACGCGGCUUCGCCGCGUGGCCGCUGCCGUGGGCUCCGCGGGCUGCACCGCGCUGCUGGCGCCGAGGCACCCCGCGCGGCCGCAGCAGCUGCAGCUGCACGCGGUGGCGGCUGGGUGCCCCAUUCUCGGAGACCGGCUGCACAAUACGGACCGCCGGCUGGAGGAGUGGCGGCAGCUCCCGCACGCGCCACGGCUGAUGCUUCACUGCUGGCGCCUGCGCGUGGAAAACGUGGAAGUCAUGGCUCCAGUGGAGGACGCUGAGCUGGCAGAGCAGCUGGCAUCACCAGAGGCGCAGCAGGCGGCGCAGGAGCUCAUGUCUGAGCCAGAGGAAACGGAUCUGUGGGACAAGUUCGCAGGUGGGCUGCUACCCCACAUCCUGGAUGACACGCCCUGGGACUGCCCGCGCGAGCUCCGCAACGCCCGGGGCCCGCCCUACCGCCCCACACGGAAGACGCGGGCGACGCGCGGCCCUGCGGUGCCUUCGAGCUGA